UACCCCGGGGUGAUUCACCUUGUCGCACUCCUCGUCGCGCGUGUGUUCAUUGGCCCUGAACUAUGCCGAAACCAAGAAUAUCUGGACGUGAGCGUAAUGUUUGCAGCCAAUUGUCUGAUAGUGUCGAGGAUCCUGACAUGGUGUCCGUCUCUUUUGCGGCCUGUUGUCAAGCACAUUAUCCCGGGACGCAUCCAUCUUCGUCGUCAGGAAGCGCAAAUGCGGCGGCUUCUGAUGCCAUUCAUCACACAACGUGGACAGACAGCAGCGGCAGGAAAUGAACAGGGUCCAGAUGACCUCCUGCAGUUGUUUACAGAUGCCUCGAGUCAGGCGGAGAAGAACGAUCCGGGGUUUCUGGCUCUCUCGCUGAUCAACGCGUGCCUGGCCGCAAUCCAUUCCACCGCCAUCGUGGCUACCAAUGCAAUACUUGACCUUGCGACCCGACCACAGCUCAUGGAUCCUCUUCGUCGGGGGCUCAGAAACGCUUUGCGAUCCGGAAGGUAA
Dissoconium aciculare CBS 342.82 is the source of this 501-nucleotide messenger RNA. RefSeq lists its product as uncharacterized. NCBI's taxonomy places the organism in Eukaryota, Fungi, Ascomycota, Dothideomycetes, Mycosphaerellales, Dissoconiaceae. The annotation marks the transcript as partial. The transcript has a single exon. The record is from RefSeq and is a predicted model, not a curated record. Gene Ontology annotation, molecular function: monooxygenase activity; iron ion binding; heme binding.